UGUGACGUCAACUGUCAAGUCAAGUUGGUCAAGUUGAAGUUCUUCUAAACAAUGGGAUUUUGAAUGAAAUGAAACUGAAAUAUGUUGCUAAAAAAAAUUCUAAAUAGUUGAAUAGUUGAAGCUAUAAUUGCACCCAGAUGUGAAUUAUAUACCUGUGGCAAUAAACAAAUUUUAAACAAAAAUGCCCAAAGAGCAAUAUCGGGAGACAUACGUCGGUAGAAAGAUUUCCCAUGUGACAUUUAAUGUGGAUAGUGCAUCUGAUAUCCAGCAGGCGGCUCAUAUCCAGGUCAUAACAAAGAACCUUUAUGCUCAGGAUGGGCAGAGAGUACCCGCUAGUUAUGGAGUACUGGAUAGGAGGAUGGGCACCAAUCAAAAAGAUGCAAACUGUGACACAUGUGGUCUGGGCCUGGCAGAGUGUGUGGGCCACUAUGGGUACAUAGAGCUGGCACUACCUGUGUUCCAUGUGGGAUACUUCCGAUCCAUAAUCACCAUUCUGCAGACAAUAUGUAAGAACUGUGCAAAAGUAAUGCUGUCCGAAACAAUCAAAAAGUCCUUCCGUCGCAAAUUCAUGAAUCCGGAACUAUCAUACCUCCACAAGAAAAACCUUCGCGCUGCUGUCUUAAAAAAAGCAAAAGUCGGCACUAAAUGUCCAUAUUGUGAGGCCUUGAACGGUAUAGUUAAGAAAAGCCCAGCUGGUAUAUUGAAGAUUAUACAUGAUAAGUACAGGACUAAGAAGCCUACGGAUGCUUUAGUUCAGAAGGUUCUUAAGGAGUUCAAUGAAGCCAAGGAGUCUAAUAAGGAAUUGGCGACUAUGAUCAAUAGUGGGUUGAUUAUUGAACUCAGUCCAUUAGAGGUUUUGAAUCUAUUCCGUCGUAUACCUGAUGAGGAUGUUCCGCUAUUAGGAAUGAACGUAAAAAGUUCGAGACCAGAAGAUCUGAUACUGACACGGUUGCCAGUACCACCGCUCUGUAUAAGACCUAGCGUUGCUUCUGAUAUAAAAGCUGGAACCAAUGAAGACGACCUAACAAUGAAACAAUCUGAGAUUCUUCUAAUCAAUGACGUGAUAUCUCGUCACGUGGCCAGUGGGGGCAAAAGCGAAUUAGUGCAAGAAGACUGGGACUAUCUACAAUUGCACGCCGCUCUUUAUAUCAACAGCGAAAUGUCUGGCAUUCCUCACUCCAUGCAGCCCAAGAAACCAGGGCGGGGAUUGGUGCAACGGUUGAAAGGCAAGCAAGGACGCUUCCGUGGUAACCUGUCUGGCAAGCGAGUGGACUUCUCCAGUCGUACUGUCAUCUCGCCCGACCCUAACUUGCAGAUUCAAGAGGUGGGAGUCCCAGUCCACGUAGCCAAAAUACUCACAUACCCUGAACGAGUGUUCCCCGCUAACUUGCAAUGGCUGCGCAAAUUAGUAUGCAAUGGCCCCGACGUCCACCCGGGGGCUAACUAUGUGCAGCAGAGGGGGUUCAGCCAUAAGAAGUACCUCAAGUAUGGUAACAGAGAGAAGAUUGCCCAGGAAUUGAAGUGUGGGGACGUAGUGGAACGUCACUUGGUGGACGGGGACGUGGUUUUGUUCAACCGUCAGCCAUCUUUACACAAACUGUCAAUCAUGUGUCACAGGGCGCGCGUGCAACCACAGCGUACUUUCAGAUUCAACGAAUGUGUGUGCACGCCGUACAAUGCUGAUUUCGAUGGAGACGAAAUGAAUAUGCAUUUGCCGCAAACUGAGGAAGCGAGGGCAGAAGCCCUUAUACUUAUGGGGAACAAAUCAAAUCUAGUGACGCCUCGUAACGGUGAGCUGCUGAUUGCGGCGACUCAAGACUUCAUCACCGGUGGCUACCUCAUCACGCAGAGAGACACCUUCUUCACCAAGGCUGAGGCUCAGCAGCUGGCCUGCUGUCUGCUGGCUGGGCCUGACUCCAGCAUGAGGAUCGACAUGCCUCCACCAGCCAUACUGAAGCCCAGGAUGCUGUGGACUGGCAAGCAGAUCUUCAGUUUAAUAAUGAAGCCAAACAAGCGUUGCGAGGUUAAGGCUAACUUGGAGACUAAGGGCAAGAACUACACACGCAACCAGGACAUGUGCGUGCAAGACUCAUAUGUAAUAAUAAGAAACUCGGAGCUGCUUUGCGGUUCAAUGGACAAGAGUACCCUGGGGUCGGGUACAAAGAACAGCAUCUUUUACAUUCUGCUGAGGGACUGGGGUGAGGAGUAUGCCGUUAGAGGCAUGUGGAGAUUAGCACGCAUGGCCUCGUACUACAUGAUGAAUCGUGGCUUCAGCUUCGGUAUUAUAGACGUGACGCCGGGCAGGAAACUCAUAGAGGCUAAAAACAAAUUGCUAGAAUCUGGAUAUUCCAAAUGUGACGGCUACAUCCUGGAGAUGGAAAAAGGCACGCUGCAGUGCCAACCCGGCUGUACCAUGGAGGAAACCCUGGAGGCUGUUAUGCUAAGCGAACUCAGCAGUAUCAGAGAGUUGGCCGCUAAAGCGUGUUUCCGUGAACUUCACCCUACCAACGCUCCGCUUAUAAUGGCACAGAGCGGAUCUAAAGGAUCCAACAUCAACAUAUCGCAAAUGAUAGCAUGCGUGGGGCAGCAGGCGCUGAAUGGAAAACGCGUGCCCAAUGGAUUCGAAGACAGGUCCCUGCCACAUUUUGAGAGGCACUCAAAGAUCCCAGCUGCCCGUGGUUUCGUAGAGAACAGCUUCUACUCGGGCCUGACGCCGACCGAGUUCUUUUUCCACACGAUGGGUGGUCGAGAAGGGCUGGUCGACACUGCAGUCAAAACUGCCGAGACGGGGUACCUGCAGCGACGACUUGUUAAGUCACUGGAAGACCUGGUGCUCCACUACGACAUGACGGUCCGUAACGCGACCAGCGAGGUGGUGCAGUUUCGCUACGGAAGCGACGGGCUGGACCCAUCUUACAUGGAGGAUCGAGACCGCCCCGUGAGCCUUGGCCGGGUUUUGGCUCACGUCCGGGCAUUAUGCCAGUCCAAGGAUGAGGAACCAUUGGAUGGGGACGGCAUCGUGGUGGCUGCGGAGGAAACCCUCGCUUUGGACGACUUCAAGACUUGCCCGCAAGAGUUCAAAGCUGAAAUGCUGGCAUUCCUCAAAAAGUUGGCGAAUCGAGUGCGUAACUUACGUGGCAAGUACGCAGCGUGCGGUUCCAUAGCCAAUCAGUUGGAGCGCCUCACGCUGACGCAACUCGUGCGCUUCAUCCGCGUGUGCCACGACAAGUACCAGCGGAGCAUCAUAGAGCCCGGCACGGCCGUGGGGGCACUUGCUGCACAGAGUAUCGGCGAGCCCGGCACGCAAAUGACCCUUAAAACCUUCCACUUCGCGGGCGUCGCUUCCAUGAACAUCACACAAGGGGUCCCGCGAGUCAAAGAAAUUAUCAACGCCUCCAAAAACAUAUCCACCCCCAUUAUCACUGCAGAACUUACCGACCCCCUCGAUCAAGAGUUUGCUAGACGAGUUAAGGGAAGGGUUGAAAAGACGACUUUGGGUGAGAUAACGACGUAUAUAGAUGAAGUGUACCUCCCACAUGAAUGCUUCCUGCUUGUGAGACUGGACGCCGAGCGAGUCCGUCUGCUGUGCUUAGAAGUUAACGUUCACUCUAUCGUUUACUCGAUCUGCACUUCAAAACUCAAAAUCAAGCCGGGGAAUGUGGUCGCGGUAUCGGAAUGGGCUAUCAAGGUGUACGCGGAGCCGGCCAAGCACGGCGGCUGGCUCAACGUGGCACUGCAACAGUUGGCGCGGCAGCUACCCUCGAUAGUUGUCAAGGGGCUCUCGAGGGUUUCCCGAGCGGUCAUAGCGUGUGAUGACUCCGGCUCCAUCAACAGGUAUAAAUUGUGCGUAGAAGGCGACGGCUUGAGAGAUGUUAUUGCUACUUAUGGAGUUGACGGCAGAAAGACAUCUUCUAACAAUAUCCUUGAGGUGUACCAAACAUUGGGCAUCGAGGCAGCCGCGACGACUAUCAUGAGCGAGAUCGAGGCGGUGAUGGCCGGCCACGGCAUGGCGGUGGACCGGCGCCACGUGGCGCUACUCGCGGCGCAGAUGUGCGCGCGCGGCGAGGUGCUCGGCAUCACCAGAUACGGGCUCGCGAGGAUGAAGGAGUCCGUGCUCAACCUGGCCAGUUUCGAGAAGACAGCCGACCACCUAUUCGACGCAGCGUACUAUGGGCAAAGAGACCGCAUCGAGGGGGUCUCCGAAUGCAUCAUAGUAGGAGUCCCUGCAGGAAUCGGAACUGGGGUGCUGCAGUUGCUGCAUAAGCACGACCACUACCACAAGACACAAGCCCCCACUUUGCUGUUCGACAACCCUGAGUACCACUCCUCUAUAUGGGAAUAAAUGUUUUAACCUCUAUAA
This is a messenger RNA of Maniola jurtina (meadow brown), 4360 nucleotides long. RefSeq names its product DNA-directed RNA polymerase III subunit RPC1 (gene Polr3A). The record is from RefSeq and is a predicted model, not a curated record. The transcript has 27 exons. The coding region runs from base 182 to 4342 and encodes 1386 amino acids. Lineage: Eukaryota; Metazoa; Arthropoda; Insecta; Lepidoptera; Nymphalidae. Gene Ontology annotation, biological process: DNA-templated transcription. Gene Ontology annotation, molecular function: DNA binding; DNA-directed RNA polymerase activity.